AUGCGUCCCAACUUUUUGGUUCGUUCGCAUCAUGUGGCCAAUUUCAAAAAUGAAGGAACUCAAGAUCAUUCAAAAGGCAAAACACUGGAGGAUGGUGUCGUCGGAGUAAUCUAUGUCCAGGGACAAGAGUCUGCCAAUCUCGUCAAUCCGAUGCAACGCAGAUUCCUGAACGAUCUGAAGCUUCAGCAGACUCGCUUGUUAAAGGAGGAAAAGAAGAACCAGGACGAUCUCGGAAAACGUAUUACCAUGUCUAAUGGGAGUAGUGACGCAGAUAAGGAAAAGAUGUGCAAAGAAAUGGAGCGAAAGAAAAAAGCCGAAAGGGAAGAAAGACUGCGUAAAAUUGGCCGCAAGGGAGAAACGCAAGGAAGCAGCCAGAAAGAAAAAAGAGGAAAAGGAAAAGAAAGAAAUGAAAAAGAAGUGCAAAGAAAUGGCCGAAGAAGCAAAAAGGAAAGAAGCGGAAAGGAAAGAGGAAGAGAAGAGGAAAGAAAUGCAAAAGCAGUGUCAGGAAUUGGCGAAUCGGAAAAUGUGCGCCAAAAUGGCCAAAGAAGAUGCAAAAAGAAAGAGGCGGAAAGGAAGAAAGAGGAAGAGGAAAAUAAGAAAAAAGAAUUGAAAAAGCAGUGUGAGGCAUUGGCGGAUAAGCAGAUGUGCGCCAAAAUGGCCGAAAAAGAAGCGAAAAAGAAAGAAGCGGAAAGGAAGAAAAAGAUAGAGGAAGAGAAGAAACAAGAAGAGCUGUGUGAGAAAUUGGCGGAAAAGAAGCUAUGUGCAAAAUUGGCCGAAGAGGAAGCAGAGAAGAAAGAAGAGGAAAGGAAGAAAAAGAAAGGAAAAGAAGAAAAAGAAGAGAUGUGUAAGAAAUUGAAGGAAAAGGAAGCAAAGAAGAAAGAAGCGGAAAGGAAGAAAGCGGAAGAGGAAAAGAAGAAAAGAGAAGAGCGGUGUAAGAAAUUGGAGGAAAAGGAGGAAUGCGCAAAAUUGGCCGAAAAGGAAGCAAAGAAGAAAGAAGAAGCUAAAUGCAAGGGCUCAGAGGAAAGCAAAAAGGGCGAAGAUAAAUCCAAGAAUGAUGGAGAUGAAGAAGAAUAAAAGAUUAUCUUAAAGUUAUAUUACAUAA
Drosophila serrata is the source of this 1102-nucleotide messenger RNA. RefSeq lists its product as uncharacterized. NCBI's taxonomy places the organism in Eukaryota, Metazoa, Arthropoda, Insecta, Diptera, Drosophilidae. The record is from RefSeq and is a predicted model, not a curated record.